GAAUUAGUCAGAGGAUUUCCCUUUUUUUCCUCGAAUUCCCAUUAUGUCUAGUUCAAUGUGGUUUUUGUGGUUUGAUGUAAGAAAAAAAAUAGCAUUUCUUGGAAACAUUUUGCCAUAAGUUUAUCCUACUUUUUCAGAUAAUUGAGAACAAUGGAAAAUUUUGUACAAGCAAUUUCAGUUGCGAAUAGUUACUUCGCUUUGGCCGAUGGUCUCGCCGACGGUAUACACAAUUAUCUUUCGGAGGAUGUGAUCCUCGAUUGGUUUGGAUGGAUAGUCGAAGGUAGAAAAAACGUGUCUGCCUUUAUGGAAUCUCACGAUUCGAGACAUAUAUACUCCUACAUCGUACCGACAACCAACAUCAAUUACAAAAAGAAAAAAUUGAAACGACUUUUAAAGUUUCGAUCGUAUUGUCGUCAAAAUCAAGAAUUUGUAAAAAAAGAUUUCGUCGAUGAUAAUAACGAGGCGAGGGUCGAGUCGUUCCAUCGAGAAGUGGAAACGUCAUCGAAUUGUGACGUAACCAAUGUUAAUCAAAAUGAAAUCGAUGCGAAGGAAAUCAGCGCAAUGAAUGACGCGUCUUACGAUUUGAGCGAGGGUGAUCUUUUCAAUCUUUUUAAGCUUGAGAUCUCGACGUCAAGCACAGAAGAGAUCGAGGAGAGCAUUAAUAGGAUAAAAUUGGAAGAGGAAAUGGCACCAACCAUCAAAGCUAUCAAGAGAGAGAAUGGUCCAGGAGAUGAAAACGUUGUCGUUGGGUUGAGCACACCUAAAUACAUAGAGGCUUACGGCGAGAUGGAAUUCUCGCGGAGAUACUGGAAACGAGGAAUAGCUAGAUUGAACAGCACAAUGAACAUAACAGAUAUUUUGUUUAAUCGUACCAUAGAUAUUUGCAAUGCGUAUUCCGUGCCUAUGUCUAGUGUGCACACUUGGAAACGACCGUGUAAAUUACAAAUUGCGUACAGCACUGAACAUCCAACCUUGAAAUUAUCAUCGAAUAAAAAAAAUACAGAAAAAGAUAGGGUACGAUUUGGACGCUCUACAAUCAGACUGCCCACUUUGGAGGAAAUCAAUCAAAUUAGCGAUAGAUUAAUUCCGAAUACGGACAAUUUCGGUGGCUUUUUGAAGAACACCGAUUUCUUCCAAGAUCUCAAAGAUUUCAUAAAAAAUUUGGAAAAAGAACCCUGUAAGUUAUUCAAUCCUUAUUACGUGGAAAAAAAAUUAGUUUUUGAGAAGCCAGGGGUCAACGCGAAUAACGAUAAGAAAAAGAAAAUGUUCCUUUAUAAUUAUCAGAUUCAUCUGAUAAUAUACGAGGAUAGCGAGAACGAGCUUUGCAAGAAUUUAAAAAAAUAAAAUUUUUGAAAAAGUAAUAACAGGGAUGCGAGAAAUUCCAAGCGUAAGAAAAUUGUUGUAUCAUCUGAUAUUUUUCCAGAAAAUUCAUGCGAAAAUCAUGUUUUUUUUUUUUUAAUUUCUUUUUUAUUUAAAAUUUUUUUUCGAGUUAAAUUUUUCCAAUAACGAGUCCAUAACGUUACUCGAUUUUAUGAAAUUUAUGAAAUACUUAUGUUAAGUAUAUUUUUUAUUGUGCGAUCAAUUGAAUGCUGAUCUCACGUUCCCUGAUAAUCAAGUUUGAACAAUGAAAUUGGUAGAAGAUAUUAUAAACUUUAAGAUGUUUAUCUAACCGAACAAUAUUUGCAUCUAUUACAAUUGAUUUAAUACUGGUAAUAAUUUGUUCUUCAAACAUUCAAAGAUUUACGAAGUCAACCAUACUUACAAUAUGCUUCACAGUGUUUUCUUUUUCGUUUUUUAAGCACAGUUUUGUAAUUUUUGUUUUCUUUUAAUAAUAAAGUGCAAUUUACAAGGUCGUGUAACAAUAUAUUUGUUUUUCGCAAUAUCACGAGUCAACCGGUUUUUCUUACGUACUAUUCCUUUCUAUAGAUCCAUAAUUCCUGUUAAUAAGUUAUUUAAGAUCAUACUUACUGCUCGAAGAGAAGAAAGCAACAUCUUGCGGCACACCUUUGACUAAUUUAAGAAAAUCGUCGAUCGAAUUAAUGGAAUCGAUUUUCUUGGCUAAUUGUAGCGAUUUCUGAAAAUAACACGAAUUUUGGAUAAAGGAAACGCAAGAUGGAAUCGGAUAGAAAAUUAUUUUGAUUUUCCUCCGUGUCGUAAAAUUAUCUUCAUUUAUUUAUCGUUAUCUCGAUUAAUCAAUAGUUCGAUUGAUAAUAAAGUCAAUAAAAUCGAUAAUAAAAAUGAGAAUGUUUUCAUAAAAUAAGAAAAAGAAAAAAAGAAAAAAAUUGUCAUUUCUGCAGGUAUGGUAUUGUUAUUGUAUAUCUACGUGAUUGUUAAACGGAAACAACUUUUAAAAAAACAUAUUAACCAGUUCUUGUUUCGUUUUUUUUUCUUGGAAUUUCCAACGCAAUUGUCAUGCAUAUCAAGGGAUGCGAAUCGAAAGAAAAACUAAUUGGAUAAUAACAUAACGCAUUAUUCCAGAAGAAAAUACGUCAAGAUCUUUUUAUUUCAGUGUGACGUUAUCAAUCGCUUUAUCAAUCGAAUUAAUUAGUAAGAAAACACGAUAAUUUGAAAAAAAAAAUUGAAUAGAACAAUUUUAGACGUAAUUAUCGGGGUAUUUCCGAUAAUAUCUUAUCAAUGAAUCAUCGAUUUCGAUCACGGACAUUCUCGUGAAUGAAGCAAUAAUCACAGGAUCUCAAGUCGUCGAAGAAAUCGAUACUUUCACGAAUAUUAAAAUAUUGUUAAAAAAUAUUUUUAAAGCCGAAUCGCACGAAACGUUGAACACGAAGGUGUAUAACGCGUAUAACUCUGCGUUCUUCGACCUCUCACACGUUCACCAUUCCAUCUGGAACAGGUUUUAAACAAGCUGGUAUCGCGGUGAAAAAAAUCAGCAAACCGAACCGAUUUUUAGGAAGCAUCCUCGGUGUUAACGCGAGCGGUUCCCGAUAGACGCCGUUCAAAGUUUUCCCUUUCGAACGUCUGAGCGGCGGUGACGUGGCCAGAUAUCAUAAAUCUCAUCGAUGAUAAUUUCGAGCGAUAUUUAUCGUUCCGUAUCGAUGAGUUCUUUACCAUCUUUUUACCAGCUGAAAUACUUGCGAAAAGGAGCGCGGAGUGAAUCGAUAACGGUACGGCGAGCAUUUUAAUAAACGUAUUACGCACGUUGCACAAUUUGCAUAAAUGAGAAACGCGAUGUCCCGAGACAUUGUACUUUCCAAGAACGUCCUCUCGACGCUUCUCAAGAAUUUAAUCGCCGGCAUUGUAAGGUCGUCUGUUACACUCCUGACUUCGCGCUCGAUCGUAUAACCCUAUUGCGAUAAUGAAAUAUACGCGCACACAAUGAUCGUUUCGUGACCAAACAAAUAUUAUCUUCGCGAAAUAAUGUUUAUCCAUCCUCGAUCGCACCGAAAGGAUGGUUCUCAGCUUGCAACGAUAACGCUGCGCGCGCCGUUAUUUCCUAACCGUUCCUAACCUGAAUUUCUCUUUUCUUCUUCUCGUCACGAAUUAGAUAGAACCUAUAAAUAAAUAAAUACCUAUCGUCCAGCUCGUGCACAUUCCUCGUAUCUAUAAACACCGAUUGAUGAAAAAUUGUUGAAUCGUUUUGAUAAAAUUACGAAAAAAAAAAAAAGUUGACGAAGUAAUCGAGUAGGUAUUCGCACGGACGGUUGUUGGUCGUUGGUAAUCAAUUAUCUACAUAACGAAUCACAGGUAUUGCGACAAGAAUUCUAAGUGUGUCGUGUACCGCGAGGUUUUCACUUUUCUGUCUCGAUCUCGCCUGCCGCCUCUAUACCGCUUCUAAUAUAUCCUUGACAUUAGUGGUAUACACGACCUUCGUAUCUUUUGCGGGGAAAAAACGGUCUCGAUACUCCCGUUCACGCACAGGAUUUCGUAAUAACAAUCGUCAUCUAUCGUCGACGAAAGGAAUUGCCGCCACGUUUCCGUUUAUCGCUUACGUUAACACCGGUGAUGAUAAUAGAAAAAAAGGGGGACACGGUAUUACGGCGAGAACAAAAUCGAGAAGGAUUUCCGCAUAAUUUGCGGCGGACGAACGCGUAAUUCGCCGCUAUUUUUUUUUAUUCGUGACAAAUUCGCGGAAAUCGUUAUCGCCUAUUGGCAGAAUUUUAAAUUUCACACGAAACGAGCGAUAGGUGGAACGGCGAGCGAAAUAAAUGUAUCGUUGAACAACAGUGAGCAAGUUGUAAAAAAGUGGAAAAGAAAAAUAAAGAUAGAAAUAAAAAUAAAAGAUAAAAACACGUGAUGCCAAAGUUAUAAAGAUAUCUUUUUCCUUUUUUCGCACACGAGACUGUCGGAUCAAUUUUUUCCUUCAAAUUUUUACCGCUGUCGCGUCUGUCACGUACGCUCUCUUUAACAAUGCUACGCGGGAUAACGUAAUUGCGCUAUUUAUCAGAGUGAAAACGUGGGAGUGUUGCAACGCGGCUCCGUGAACCAGACUCUUCCCGUACCGUUCGCGAAAUAAUACGUGCAAUACGCGUUCGGAUGAAAAUGAUGCCAUCGAUUUACCAACGAUUCGCCUGCUGCACUCGGCCCACCCUCCGACGCAGGACUCGCCGUUUCUUUCGCCCUCGGGUCGCCCCGAUCGGGGAACACUAUCCUUUGGUCGGAGUAUCUGGUAUCCAGUUGAGCCAUCACCAGUCCACAAAUCGAGAACGAACAAAUCGCGAAGCGGAGAAACGUUCUAGAUCGUUUGUAGAUCGAGUACGGCAUGUCUGGCCUCCGUGCUCCACCGUCAAUAAAGGAAAAGGGGAUCGGAAUCGAGUCGAGUUCUAUCCUGUCCUCCGCUCAUAAAAUAUUCACCGCGCUGCCACUCUGGAAACGUAACACGUGGCCAGAUGAUCGCCGAGCAGUUGGUCCAGUCGUGGCGGUAAAUUCGUGGCGAGGAAAUCGGUAAUCGCGCACAAUCGUGUUUACCGAUCCGACGUGUUUCGCGUGUCGCACUCGAUGCACGAGGAAAACGGAAGGAAAGUCGCACCUGAGCAGGUUCGACUGUGCUCGCGCCGCGAUCGACUGCCGAAGCGAAUACGUCUCCGCGCGUAUUUCUCGGCCGCACACAUACGAACGCGCGCAAGCGCACCGGCACACGUACACGGAUCAUGAAUCGCACGUACGGCUCGGUUGCAAUACACCGAUAGUAGUGUCAUUUUCGUUUUGUGACCACCGAUCGAUUAUCGCUCGAUGAUAAAUGUCAUAAAUGUCAUAAAUGUCGUUUCACUAUCUCUCCGCGUGGCGGAAAAAAUUGUAUAUGUCUUUUUUAUUUUCUUUCUUAUAUUCCUUCUUACAUUCCCUCGUCCCACGGUAUCGUUAUGAUCGAUGAUAAGAGACGGUUUAUUGUGCAACGGUAUGUUGUGCGCUACGAUUCUGAUAUGACGGUGAAUCCGUUCGUCGGUAUGCGGGUUAGUAGCUCAAAUUUUCGUGAUUGCCGGGGCUGAUUGGAACAAGCGUGGGUGUAUAAAUUUGCAUGCUAGAUCGCACUAUUCACGGAUUGCCCUCCAUAACGUAACAAUCCUUCAAGGUGUUACGUUAAACUCGUUUGACGAGGAUAACGAUGUUGUGCCGCAACGUGCUGUGGUAAGAUGGAUCAACUUUUUCGUCCAAUCUUUUUUUUUUUCAAAUUCUAACUUCAUCUUUAUCUCUCUCUUUCUCUUUUUCUCUCUCUCCGUCGAAAUGCAACUCUUUUUUAUAUUUUUUUUUUUGGUUCAGACUUAGAACGAAAAUUCUUGUAUUCGUUGAAUCGCUUGAAAAAUAGGUUAUCUAACGAUAUAUUCUCGCAAUCGAAUUGUAAUAAAUUUUCAUUUUUUUCAUUCUAAAAUCACGAUCAGAUUCUCUCGAUUUUAACCUGUUACGUGUAAUCAAUUCUUUCGCGAAGGAAAAUUUGUUUUUCCUAUCGAAGAAGGAUCGAAACCGAAGGAGCAGCCAUUUUCUCACCGAUGUAAGAUGAAUCGCGAUACAUCGAUACUCGCGCGCCUCUCAUCUCGAAUUCGCGGGGAAUUUGAACGUAAAUGCGAUCGCAUGGCAUUACGUUUGUACGUUACAAUUGACGAGCAACGAUUGAAAGAACAAAAGAAAGGAAAAAGACAGGCAUAAACUUUUUAUCGAUAAAUUGUGAUUUAUUUCAUCGUCUGUUAAAUUAUAAAUGAAAAUUAGAUUCACAAUAUCCGAAUAUACGAUGUAAAGAAUAGAUGUUCUCGUGCUUUGAAUUCAAUCAUUUCAGAACUUUGAAAAGUUUCUUAUUAUCCAGAUUUUACUGCAACAGAAUGAAAAUAAUGGAAGAAAUUGGAAACGACGUCGAAGAAAGUUUUUUUUUUUUUCUUUAAAAAAUAUUUUACCGUUUUAUGUUUGACCGAAUAUGAGUUUCCUGCAGCCCAUGUUGCGAAUGUAUCCGUAUCCUGGUGGACAUUUCUUCCUUUGUGGAAAUGUCAGAGGUCUGGAUUCGUGCAUGGUGACGAAAAUGCAGAAAAACAAGACGAAUAAAACGAGACGUAACGGCGCCAUCGCGUCACGCAUAAAUUACGAAUGAUUUUGAUAGAUUAUUGCUCGUUAAAUUUUAUCGUUUUACACAAAAUUAUCGUGAAGACGAACAGUUGAAGACUGAUGUAAAGGACUGAUGAGAAAUGCGCGCAAUAUAUUACUUUUACCGUGAUUCCCCCUUCCUUUUUUUACGCAUUAUUCGCACUAAUUUGCGGUUACAAUUCAUAUCCUGAUCACUCAUAAUGCGGUUUGUAUUUGAUAAUUAUGUACGAUAUUUUCGAGAUAAUUCGUAAAUUAAUCAUUAGCGUGUAAUGAAUAUUUUUCGAAGGUAAUAUAUCCGCGUUGCGUUAAUAUAUUCAUUAAUGUAUUUAUUUGCCUUUAAUAAUUUGAUCAGUAAAUGGAAUCGUCAAAUAAAAACACAUCAUGAUAAAUUUUAUAUAUUAGAUUAUAAUUUAUUGAUAAAUAUUUUGUUAUAAAUUCUUUAGAAAAAAUUAUAAUAAUAUUACAUUUAAUACUAUAAAACUAUGCGGAUAUUUGUAAUUAUAUUGAAUAUUUAUAAAAGUAUAAGUUUUUAACAGAAAAUUGCAAUUCAUUUAUCUAAUGCAACUCAUUUACUUUUAUACGUUAAGUCAAAAAGCUGAUGAAAACAUUUUAUCGUUAAAAUUAUAUUCAAGUUGUUGGAAAUAUUUCUUAUCUUUAUUUUUUUUUUUUUUGCCUUUUUUUUUACCAAUUUACAAUUGUUAGAUAUUUUGAGUCGUUUCUUGAGCGCAUUAAUUAAAUUCUGUAGAGCAAACAUAAACAAGGAAAGCAAAUAAUAGAAGAAAGACAGAGAUAGAAUGAAAAUGGUGAAAUCAGCGCCAUCUUCAGAGUGCCGCCAAUGAAACAGAAAAAAAGGACAAAAAAUAGUAGGAAGAGGAUAAAGAUAGAACAAGAAUUGACCAUCAGCGCCAUCUCUCGAAUGCCAAAUACGUCAACCUAAGGUAGAACAUAACGGAAUAAGAAUCGAAUAAUAGCGCCAUCUGUUCGAUGUUAAAGACAUCUAUCCGAAAAUACUCAAAAGAUGGCGCUAGUUUUCAAUUCUCACUCUAUCUUUAUCCUUCCCCUACUAUUUACUUUCUUUAUUUAUGUUUCAUUUGCGACACUCUAGAGAUGGCGCUGAUUUCCAUAUUUUUAUCCUAUCUCUGUCCUCCUCCCAUUGUUUGCUCUCCUUCUCUAGACUCGCUCUUGCCGCGUGAUCAGAGAUAAUUUUUCUUUCGAAAUUACGAUGCGUCUUAAUCUUUGAUUAAAAAAAAAAAUGUAAUUAAAGAAACGUAUUUAGAGAAUAAAAAAAAAA
Molecule: messenger RNA, 7813 nt
Organism: Apis cerana (Asiatic honeybee)
Lineage: Eukaryota; Metazoa; Arthropoda; Insecta; Hymenoptera; Apidae
Source: RefSeq, a predicted model, not a curated record